AUGGAAUUGGGAACCUCAGAGUCAUCAUAUCCAGGGUCCGGGAAUUGGGAGAUCCCAAUUGAUCUGUUCGGUUCCAAAAAGCAUGCUGGAGUUUCACGUGGUGUUCUAGCAUUUGCAGAUGAGUCUGGUAACAUAGUCUUCAGCGUGAACCGCCACCCUCCCAACCCUAACUCAUCACCCCUUCCCAAUGACAAGAAACUCUUGCUUGAUGCCUCAGGCAAUACCCUCUUCUCCAUCUACCGCUAUCAUAAUGGGUCUUGGAAGUGCUAUAAGGGAGACAGUGAUGGGAAUAGGGAUCUGGUGUUUAGAGUGCAGAGGACCCUCAAAACCCUUUCUAGAGUUGAAUUAGAGGUACUUUUUGAGAGUGGAAGUUCUAAUGAUAAAGGUUGUGAUUUGAAAGUGAAGGGCUCCCCUUUCCAGAGAUCAUGCUGCAUUUAUAAAGAUGUUGACUUGGUUGCACAGAGUAGCCUGAUGUACAAGCUCCACCAAAUAUAUGUCAGUAGGGGUAAAUUUCGCCUAACAAUAUUUCCGGGGACUAUUGAUCAUGCUCUAAUUGUGGCUUUGUUUGUCAUAUUUUUAAGUGGAAGAAAGUAG
Messenger RNA from Sphenostylis stenocarpa, 594 nucleotides. NCBI's taxonomy places the organism in Eukaryota, Viridiplantae, Streptophyta, Magnoliopsida, Fabales, Fabaceae. The record is from the annotation of a GenBank genome assembly.